AUGACUUCGCCAACCCCGCCUCCCCCAGACCCAGACAAACCCGAGACCUCCACGUCUACUCCAGAAAAACUGUCUGAACCAUCAAAGCCCGAAGAAUCGUCGGCGGAACCAACUCUAGCGGCGGCACUUACCAACGGCGACUGGCAGGCUAUCUUUUCGCAGCACAACGCGUACUACAUUUACAACACCGUCACCGCGCAGACGUGUCAGGUGUUGAAGGCUUCCGUCCACGAUGUGCGGUACUCUGCAGCACUUUUAUGGCGUCAACUUAGUCAACGUGUGCGGCGACAAAGGAGUGAUACAUGUGGGGUUUUCUCCGCAGUGGUUGAAGAAGCGCGUACUCUGUUAGAAUGUUUGAACAUAUUCGGAACCGCGGGCGAAACUAAUUACAACACCACUGGAGGCGGCCGACAUACAAGGUGGAAAAAGGUCGGCGAUAACGACAACGACAACGACGGGAGACGGGGCAGGAUACAACAGUUCUUUGGUAGUGGCUCUGAAAAGAGAACGGGGAUGCGAAUGUCGUACGCUGGUGCUGGAUACCCCUUGACUCUGCUCCUUAUGUCCUCCGCCAGCGCCGAAGACUCGUCUGAACCCCACCUCGAACUUCCAUUUGAUCUGGAAAAGAGGGUUCUCAAAAACAUUCUCAAAUCAGAAUGGCUACGGGAUGCACUCUCAGAAUUGGAUCUCUCUUGCGAGAAAUUAACGUUUAUUGGAAAUCCUCUCCCGAGGAAGGAUCCCCAAAGACAGAAGGCCAAGUCGCGGGUAGGAUUGAAGCCAAUGCUUCGCAUCCAGGCCACAGGAACAUUCGGUAGCACCGAGAUGGACUACCCGAACGACCGAGACGUCCUAGAAACCUUUGAUUGCGCUCAAACCAUCAGCUUCAGUUAUCGGUUCGCUCACAUCUCUCGAACGCUGAGAGCACUGCAGAGCUCUACAAAGACGUUGCUACGAAUUGACGAUGAGGGCCUGCUGAGUCUUCAGUUCCUUAUGCCGUCUCCUUCACCCAAACUAGGGAAAAGGGAUGAGGGCCCAGCGGCUUUCAUAGAAUUUCGUCAUUGGACGAUGACUAACUUGCCUCGGAGCUGUGUGCUACACAUGGGAGACGUUGAGAAGGGGAAUAGAAAGGCCAGGCAGCUGGCCGGCUUCGAUUUCUUGCAACUGCCUUGA
Molecule: messenger RNA, 1170 nt
Organism: Desarmillaria tabescens
Lineage: Eukaryota; Fungi; Basidiomycota; Agaricomycetes; Agaricales; Physalacriaceae
Product: repair protein Rad1/Rec1/Rad17-domain-containing protein
Exons: 11
Coding region: 1-1170 (389 amino acids)
Biological process (GO): DNA damage checkpoint signaling; DNA repair
Cellular component (GO): checkpoint clamp complex
Source: RefSeq, a predicted model, not a curated record